AUGGCUGUCAAGAGCCUCCUCGCGUUUCUGGCCCUGGCCACGACGGCCCAUUCCAAGUGGAUCGUCCCCGGUGCCCGCUGGUACGACACUGAGGGUAACAUCUUCAAUGCUCACGCCGGCGGUCUAGCCAUUGAUCGUGACACCGGAAGGUUCUUCUGGUUCGGAGAGCACAAGACCAAGGAGGACCCCGAGGGCGGUGGUGUCUCCGUAUACAGCUCCGACGAUCUUGCAACCUGGACAUCCCAUGGCCUUGCCCUGACCCCCGAGGACGGUCACGAGUUCAUCUCCCCAGAGAGCAUCAUCCAACGCCCUAAAGUCCAGUACAGCGAUGUCGACCAAAAGUACCACAUGUGGUGGCACGCCGACGACAGCAAGUACAGCCUCCUCCUGCAGGGUCACGCUACCUCGGACAACAUCUCCGGGCCGUACUUGUUCGACAAGGCCGUCGCACCUCUGGGCAACUGGUCACAGGACUUUGGGCUCUUUACCGACUACAAGGAUGGCCGGUCAUAUGCCCUCUACUCCAACGGGGACUCGGUCCAGGGCCGCGACAACUACCUCACCAGGUUCAACGAGGGGCUCACUGACCUCGAGGACGUCGUCUACACUUGGCCCAAGUUUGACCUCGAGGCCCCGACCAUCAUCCAGACUGAGAAGAGCUACUAUGCCCUCAUGAGCCACAAGACCGGCUACCGGCCCAACAAUGUCGUCGCUUUCCGAGCUGACAGCUUGGAGGGUCCGUGGUCGCAGCCGUUCUUCGUUUCUCCCGCCUACACUCGAACUUUCUCGACCCAAUCGGGCUUCUCAUGGCGGAUCAACGGUACCAAACAGACAACAUAUCUCUACAUGGCGGAUCAGUGGGACGGAAACUCGAUUUGGGAAAGCCGCAACGUAUGGCUGCCAAUGGACAUCGAUGAUGACAAGGGCAAACUCGAAGUCAAGUGGCACGACAUCUAUGACCUUAACGUCAAAACCGGCGAGUGGGAACCUGUUGAGGGCAAAGAGUACCCGGCUGCAGAGGCCAAGACGACUGGCGGUGCGUACUUGCAAGAAGCUAACUUUGCAACCUUGAGCAAAAUCGCAACAGGAAUUUAUGGAAAUGACAGUAAGAUCACCUUCGAGGUUGACGGCCAAGGAGAUGACCAAUGGGUCUCGUUCUACCAUCAAAAUAUCGAUGACAUGGGUUUCGGAGAUCAGCCCAUGGGAGCGCCCGACCGCAUCAACGGCACAUGGCAGCUCCGCCGGGUCAGCAGCGUCGUUGUCAACGACAACGAAGACCAAAUACACACGCUGUAUCAAAAGGACACGCACAAGGGAAUCAUCCUCUCCACCGCCCUCAAGCUUCCCCUUAACAAAGGGAAGAACACAAUCACCGUCGGUGGUCUCAGCAACGGGUUCAACAUCAAGGGUGCCGACCUCGAUAAGAUUGUCGUCUACCCCCCUGAGCCGCGACAACCACCAAAGUGUUAG
Molecule: messenger RNA, 1470 nt
Organism: Clonostachys rhizophaga
Lineage: Eukaryota; Fungi; Ascomycota; Sordariomycetes; Hypocreales; Bionectriaceae
Source: the annotation of a GenBank genome assembly